CGGCCGGCCGUUCGCCCGUGGCUCUUUGCAGUCCUCGUAUGGAGCAGAGGAGCUUCAGAUGACCAUGCAAAGACGCGACACAGUCUCUGACGCCAGCUUGAUGUCAUCAGAAGCUGCGCCGAGCUCAGACUGGCUAGAAAGUCAAGCACGAUCCGAAGAGCUCCUCGACAGUCUGCGAAGACAAGCAGACGAAGUGGUGCAGUCUUAUCCACUCCUGACCUGUCAAGAUACCAUUGCGAGCUCAGUCUACGACCAGUUCCCUCAAAUCAGGACGGAAUGGAACUCGAUCCUCUCAGAGUGGCAGCAGGCCUUGAGCGAGCCUCAAGAAGCCGCUUCAGAUUGGCGAGCGACGGUCGCGUCUCAUGCGCAGUCAUUAGCGAGUCUGCGUUUGCCGGCGUCCCCACAAGCGACCGCCUCGUCUUCGCACCGUGCCGAGCAGUCCGCUAUGGUCGAGCUAGCGCAGCAAGCAAUACAAACGACAGCAUCCGACAGUCGACGCUAUCCGAAACUAACGUUCAAAAGAGCGCCUUUCGAAUGUCCAGAAGUCACUCAGGAACAAGCUUCGUGGCCAGCUCAGCUCGCAGCCAGAGUGUUCCGCUCCGAGCCCAUUGAGAGCAGCUCGCCCAUUCGUGCUACGUCUUCCACUGCUGCUCAGACAUUGACAAGAGCCGCCCAAGCACUCGACAUGGCAGCCUUCCCCUUUCCUUCGCCGCUAGACGAGCCCCAGCUGCAUACAGACUGCAUCCAAGAGCUUCAAGCCGAGGCUGACACAUUCGAUCGUGUGCAAUAUGACGACAGUAUAUCCCGUUUUCGUGACCAAGUACUUCGUCGUUAUCCGCAAAAGCAUGAAGAGCAAACGAUGUCAGUGCGAACACGAACGUCUUCCGCGAUGACGACCGCGCUAGAGUCUUCAUCACCACUCAAGCGAGUCCGAGAUACCUCACAGACGCCACCGUCGAGUGAGCUGCCCAUCUCGGCCGACAUGACGCCGAAACCAAGUCUUCCGCAAGCAACGAAGACGACAUCGCUUUUCAAAAAGCUCAGGCUCGGGCCAAGACCGGACGGAGCAACAACUUCCCCCGAGCAGUCUGCGCCAGAGGACGUCUUUGGCCGCAUAUUGCCCACUUCGCCGGAGAAUGCUGCCAAGCCUUCGGAAAGCCGCUCCGCCGGUCCAGACUCACGGGACAGCGUGGACGCAUCCAAGUCGUCAGAAGUCGUCAUACGAGACAAUGCGCCAUUCAGGCUUCCUCGGAAGCGCCAGGCGCGCGCUUCGAUACAAGACCUGGGUGCUCAGGCGCUGUCGGUCUGGGAAGAUACGAUCGACGCAGUUUUGCAAUCCUAUGAGACCUUCGAAUGCCUACCUUCCAGUUCCAGCGCACCUUCUUCCCCUGUCAAGUCGAGCAGCGCCGAUCUCGUAGAGCGGAUUCCGGCCAGUCUUGCAUUAGAAGAUAUCGAUAUGCCCUAUUGGCUUUCUUUGAGCGCAAUGUCGGACCUCUCCCGAAAGCUUUCUGUCCUUGUGCGCUAUUCGGUCGCCGAGAAAUUGGAUGAAGCGGCUAUCACCAGGCUCUGCGCGCUGCUUGGUCAAUGUGUCACUGCCUGCCGUGGGCUUGAUCCUCUCGCCCACCUCACGGCUCGCGAGAAUAGUGCGGAAUGCGAGGGGAGCGCCAGGAAGCGAUCGCGGCGAUCUGCUACGCCCAAAAAGGUGAAGAUGUCAAAGUCCACCACGCCCAACCAAUCAAAGGCCAAAGCUGCCACCGAUGCUCCAACCUCGAGGCUUCUGCAGGAUCUCAAAGAGGUGCAAAGGGCAGCCGUAGCGAUCGACCUAAUCCUGUCAAUACUGACGAGCGCAAAUUUCGCGGCACAAGUGUACAGUGAGGAUCUACUAUCGGCUUGUAUCAGCACGCUGGCCGAUGUCAUCAUGAGGACACUGUCAGAGCUACUAGACUACAGCAUGGAAGACGAGGAUGCCGUCGCAGUCGACGCACUAGCCGUACAGAUGCUCAAUGCUGCGCGAUCUUCACUCGACGGGCUGACAAGAUUACUAAAGACGAAGCAGCUUAGCGAGACAUGCGUGCUACCGCUACAGUACGCGUGCACAGCCUUGCUUUUCGCCCAGCUCGAUGCUCACGCUUCAGAAUUGCCUUUGUACGGCGCGACGGCGCGAUCUCUGCAGAUACCGUGCCUAUUAGUGCUUCAGACAAUCUACAAUCGCCACGAAGGUAUGCGUGCAGCACUCAUCGAAGAAGCCUUUGCUUGUUUGCGGGGUUCAAGACAUGCCAAAUCAAGCGCGAGAUCGCUCAAUUUCUCGAAUGGACGCAACGUCUAUUCAGCCUCGGCUUUAUUUCUCUCAGUGGUGCAAAGCGCAGCUGUUCCAUUGCGCGACUCGCUCAUCCAUGCUGAUCUCACAUACCGACAGAAGCUUUCAGCUGGUGAUCGGACGGCUGAGACACUAUCGACUCCCAUCUGGGAUCUCGCUGAGCUGGAAUGCAAGCAUGCUCUUGCUCUAAGUACGGCCCACACCAUAUCAGCCCAGUUCAUCAAUGCUAUGAGGACCCCAAAGUCCCCCAAGACGACGCAAGACCCAUCCAGCAAGGUCCACUUCGAACGUCUGCUGUCAGAUCUACUUGAUCUUGUCGAUCUGCCAGACCUUGCCGCGCCGCACUUUCUGAUUCAGGCCAUUGUCGUUCAGCUUAACAAUUGUCUGAAUGAAGCGGACGGACAGGACAAUGCCAGUCUUAAGGCUGUUGCUGUCGAGAGUCUCGGCAAUAUAGCUGCCCGGUAUUGCGCACUGACAAAGACAAGUGCAAUGACACUAGACGAGAUUCUUGCAAGAGAUGACGUUGACGCUCUGCAAGCUUAUAUGGAAACUCUACGCCACUCGAUCAGGUCUCAAGUAGAUCCAGCACAGUCCGACAGGCUUGGGCUAUCUGCCCUCGACUUUCGUCUGCUGAUCUGGCUGCAGCAAGCUGCCGCAGCUGCCUGUAUAUCGCCAGAGCCUGCCCGCGUAGCACAGACUCAACGCGUGGCGAUCAGACAAACACUCGCCGAAUACCUUUAUGCACCUGCGCUACAGCUUGGUCUUGACGCCGCAGCACUGGCAGACAGUAGCGAAAGUGACACAGACGCUACGGCAGCUUGUCUGCUGCCUCUGACGGAGAUGAAGGCGAUUUUUGACCUCGCUAUGGUGCAUCUUCUGUCGCUCGCAGCCCAUCCGGUCAUCGCACUACGGACCAAAGCGCUACGUGGGAUCGCCAAAGUUAUGACAGAAGACCCGGCAUUGUUCUCGUCUGAUGCCAUACAACAGCACGUAGUGCAACGCCUGCUAGACUCAUCCUCAGCGGUCAGAGAAGCAAUGCUUGAGCUGGUCAGCAAACAUCUGUUGCAGGAUCUGUCGGUCGCUCAUCGUUACCUGCCGUAUUUGCUCGAGCGUCUGAAUGACACAGGCUUGAGCGUUCGCAAGCGAGCCGCCAGGACCCUGAAAGAUCUCUAUCCGCUUAUCGAUGAUCAAGAAGCGCAGCUUCAGAUCUGUGCACGCCUAGUCAAUGCCAACACAUUACGCGACAGCGGGAUUCAAGACAUGCUGUUGGCAUGUUUGGAAGAUGCGCUACUGCCUACUGCCGACUUGCCAGCUCUGAGCUCGCUCAGACGCGCUGAGACCUUCCGUCGCCUUUGUGCCGUCUUCGAAGCCUGUGAGAAGUCAUUGGUCCUGACAAUGCGCGAUUUACAGCGUCAGCUCGAGGACAGACUCGCUGGCAGCGCUACCAGCUGCUUCGUGCGACUUGCAGAGACGAUGCUCGAAGAGCUAGGAAGGAAUGAAAGCGCCAUCUUCGCAGUCGAGGCAACGCGCGCUGUGCUAUGCCUUGUCGAAGCCGAGCCGGCAACGCUUACCCUGCGAAUGGCAAGCUCACUACUGCCCCUGCUGCGUAAUACAAGUAGCAUGGAGGAACAGGUAGCCGCAGACUAUGUAUUGCGGAUAUAUCGCAGAUCAAUACCGAAGAUGCCCAAAGCACUAACUCGCUUCUCUGGAGAGCUUCAAGACGCACUGUUACCUAUGAUCAAUAAACCCUCGGUCGUCAAAAGCCCUUCGACAUUGCAAGAUCUCGUUGCUUGCUUGUGCGCCAUCAUGAUCGGUCAGACGGGCGACGUGGAGAAGCUAUGCGCUAUCUUCAGUGCGUGCAAAGGGCGACUCGAAACGAUCGUUUGUACGCUUCGAGACGGUUCGGUCAAGCCCUCUGUACAUUUGAAAGCAGUACCUCUUCUCGUAAACCUCGUCAGCCUGCUAUGCGCACAUUCUCGCUUUGAUCAAUUGCGAAAGAGCUCCGACUCGUAUGCAGCGGUAAUUGACGAGAUCUCAACAGAUAGUAUCACAGAGGAGACCUACAGCACUGUCUGCGAGCUCUAUACCCUGACGUGCCGGUACAGCAUCGGUGUCACUGCUUUGCAAGCUCUGGGCACCUUGUUUCAGGCGUUUCCGAUUAUGUUGCUGCGCCCUACUUCAUUCGCCAUCUUCGACAGCGUCAUGAAGAAAGAUGAACCCAGCGAGCCACAGACUCGCGCUCUGCGCAUCAUGCUCGAUGUGUUGAACGAUCAAGCUGACGCGAAUGCUCAAUUGUCAGACGACAUGCUCGAUUCGGUAGAUCUCGAUAAGCUUACCGGCGCGAAGAACAAUUUUGCAGAGUCGAGCAUUGCUUCUGCACUCGUUCAACGUUAUUUGCCUGUCAUUCUGGAGGCUUGCGUAGCGCUCGAUGUACAUCUGCAGGCUGCAGCGGUCGAUAUGGUGGGUUAUACGGUUCAGCAAGGACUUUGCCAUCCCAUGCAAUGUCUGGCGACGCUCAUUGCCCUCGAGAGCUGCGACGACGACGAGCUCGCGCACAAGGCGAUGUCAAUGCACCGGUCCUUGCACGUCAGUCAUUCAAACGUAAUCAGCACUCGCUUCUUCGACACAGCUCGAGAAGUCUUUGCGGCAGUAUCCCGCUUACCGAGCGGCGUCAGACUUUUGCGGGAAGGAAGCACGCUCCGCGCUUCACCGUUCGAUCGAUGGUACGAACUGCUCGUCGAGAAGCGACAGUGGAAGCUUGAUUUCGUUCGCUCAUUGAUCCGAUGCUUCGACCUCAGUCUGCUAUCCGGCGAGCCCACCGCACAUCAUCUGGCCUUGUCGUGCUUCAUCAGCGAUUGUCUGGCCUCGCUGUCAUUCACGACUCAGGAAGAACCUCUGACGAUCAUGCACUAUCUCGACGAGCUCAUUUCGACGCGCGGCAUGGAGUAUUAUCAUGCACUGGACGAUAUGGAGCACGACGAUACGGAGACACAACAGUCUAACGAGACCAGAUCGAUGCUCAUGCAGUCGCUUGCGAUCGUGCAAGCGCUUGCGCUUCGCAAACAUCUCGAGCUCUGCUAUACUUUGUCUGACGCAAAGCGAAGCCGAUUCCUGCCCGGCAAGAAGUCAGCUAUUGGCGACAAAGCUGCCGUGCUCGCCACCGCCACUAUCGCAAGCAAGAGUAGCGCCGAGUUCCAGGUCACGCUACGCAACGUUGCUUGGCAGUCCGGCCUUGAGUGUGCUGGUCAGCGUACAUUUGUAAGCUACAUGCUCCACGCAUCAAUAAAGGCUGACAAGAAUGCGCAGUAUCUGUCAAUUUUCUCGCGUGAGAUUGACGUUGCCGAGGGUAUCGCGGCAGAGGAUUCUGACUGACGCAUCUAGAAACGUGUGGAUCGUGAAUGUUGUUGCGCUAAUUCAU
Mixia osmundae IAM 14324 is the source of this 5735-nucleotide messenger RNA. RefSeq lists its product as uncharacterized. Gene Ontology annotation, biological process: replication-born double-strand break repair via sister chromatid exchange; regulation of gene expression; establishment of mitotic sister chromatid cohesion. Gene Ontology annotation, cellular component: Scc2-Scc4 cohesin loading complex. The transcript is spliced from 4 exons. The record is from RefSeq and is a predicted model, not a curated record. Gene Ontology annotation, molecular function: chromatin binding. The coding region runs from base 59 to 5689 and encodes 1876 amino acids. Lineage: Eukaryota; Fungi; Basidiomycota; Mixiomycetes; Mixiales; Mixiaceae.